AUGCCCCUCCUCACCGUACGCAACCAGCAGGUGCUGCUGAUACUGGCAUAUCUCUUCUACCUCAUCCUGGGCGCUAUGGUGUUCCAGCUGCUGGAGAAGCAGGCAGAGACCCACUUUCAGGAACAAUUCCAGCUGGAGAAGCUCAAGUUCCUGCAGAACUACACAUGUUUGGACAGGCAAGCCCUGGAGCAGUUUGUACAGGUCCUCAGGGAAGCAUGGGAGAAAGGAGUCAACCCAGAAGGAAACUCAACAAAUCACAGUAACUGGGACUUCAGCAGCUCCUUCUUUUUUGCAGGAACUGUUAUCACCACUAUAGGUUAUGGUCACCUGUGCCCCAGCACAGUGGCAGGGCAGAUCUUCUGUGUGUUUUAUGCCUUAUUUGGAGUGCCCCUCAAUGUUGCCUGCCUUAACCAGCUGGGGAAGGGCCUCUGUGCUCAUCUGAUUAGCCUGGAAAGAUGGGUGCAAAAGCCAGGCCGUGCCCAGGUAGUUCAAACACUGGCAGUGGCCAUCUUCCUGACCACUGGGACCUUGCUUUUCCUAGUGUUCCCCCCAUUGGUCUUCAGUCAUGUAGAAGGCUGGACCUAUGGAGAAGGUUUUUACUUCACCUUCAUCACCCUGAGCACCAUUGGAUUUGGGGACUAUGUAGUAGGCACAAACCCUAACAAGCACUAUAUCCCAGUGUACAAGAGCCUAACUGUGAUUUGGGUUAUUUUUGGCUUGGCAUGGCUGGCUCUGGUCUUCAACGUGGGAGCGGACUUGAUGGAAAAAUUCCUCCAGCUAAAGUGUCACAAGUCUGACUUAAACUUGGCAGAAGGAGACACCACCAAAUUGGAAGACGAACCUGAACAGCCUAGAAUCCACAUCCCAAGCGAGUAA
This is a messenger RNA of Apaloderma vittatum (bar-tailed trogon), 876 nucleotides long. It is a transcript of the gene KCNK16, whose product is annotated as potassium channel, subfamily K, member 16. Gene Ontology annotation, molecular function: potassium ion leak channel activity. Gene Ontology annotation, cellular component: membrane. The transcript is spliced from 5 exons. Gene Ontology annotation, biological process: stabilization of membrane potential; potassium ion transmembrane transport. The record is from RefSeq and is a predicted model, not a curated record. NCBI's taxonomy places the organism in Eukaryota, Metazoa, Chordata, Aves, Trogoniformes, Trogonidae. The coding region runs from base 1 to 876 and encodes 291 amino acids.